Drosophila sulfurigaster albostrigata is the source of this 1286-nucleotide messenger RNA. It is a transcript of the gene eIF1A, whose product is annotated as eukaryotic translation initiation factor 1A, X-chromosomal. Bases 250 to 696 code for a protein of 148 amino acids. Gene Ontology annotation, cellular component: cytoplasm. NCBI's taxonomy places the organism in Eukaryota, Metazoa, Arthropoda, Insecta, Diptera, Drosophilidae. Gene Ontology annotation, molecular function: translation initiation factor activity; RNA binding. The transcript has 3 exons. The record is from RefSeq and is a predicted model, not a curated record. Gene Ontology annotation, biological process: translational initiation.
AAUCAAUUAUCAAAGAAAAUUGUAUUUUUGGUAUAUUUGUCUGUAGAAAAUGACAUAUUUUGGUAUUCAGUUUGUGGUCACGCUGCCAACAACUCGCCUCCCCGCUCCUUUUCACUUUAGCGAGGCAAAAUUUGUCACAUUUCCUUGGCAAAAUUUGCAGUUAGUGAUUGAUCAUUAAAUCAUCUUGGGUAACGUCAAGACUAAAGCGUAACACAGCAGACAAAGUAACACUAGCAACAACGAAGCAAAAUGCCUAAGAAUAAGGGAAAAGGUGGCAAAAAUCGUCGUCGUGGAAAGAACGAAAAUGAAUUCGAAAAGCGUGAACUGAUCUUCAAAGAGGAUCAACAGGAGUACGCACAGGUGACCAAAAUGCUGGGCAAUGGUCGCUUGGAGGCAAUGUGCUUUGAUGGCGUCAAACGUCUGUGUCAUAUUCGGGGGAAACUUCGUAAGAAGGUGUGGAUCAAUCAGGGCGACAUCAUAUUGGUGGGUUUGCGUGACUAUCAGGACUCAAAGGCUGAUGUUAUAUUGAAGUACACACCCGAUGAGGCCAGAAAUCUGAAGACGUACGGUGAAUUCCCUGAAUCGGUGCGCAUCAAUGAGACAGUCACAUUCGUCGAGGAUGGCUUCGAUGAAGAUAUUGAGUUCGGCGAUGAGAUCAGUUCAGAGGAUGAUGCUGAUUCCGUUGACAAUAUCUGAUUAACAAAAAAUAGAGAAGCAACAUCGGGGGCGAUAGCAGCAACAACAACAACAACAAUAACAGCAACAACAGAAGCAUCAGCCGAAGAAGUAGGGAAUUAAACAAAUUUGUAAAAAGCCGACAACAAAACAAAAACCAAUCUCCCUUCACCACAAAAAAAAAAUAAACAAAUAAAUAAACAUCAACACUCACACCUUCCUUAAACACUCACAAAUUCACACGGACAAGCUUCGAGGAAAGAGACUAGAGAGCAAUACAUCCUGUGCGGCAUUAGUAACAACUGCAAGCGAGAAAAGGAAGUGACAAAUCCAUUAUUGAAUUCAGCAAUAAAUCUUUAACAAAUUUAGCGUUAUUCUUCGACAAAUUUCAAAACUUUCUUUUAUUAUUCGGAUGCCAAAUUUCAAUAGUUCGCUUUUCAUCCAUCAAUGUUCAAUUAUGAAAUGAAGUCAACAACACCAAGUAGAUCUUGUUAUAAAACGAAAAUGAAAAAGCAAAAACAAAAUAUUGAAAAUUGAAAACAAAGCAUCAUUACGAGACACAAACAAUAUAUUAUUUGAAUUAAAAACACAAAAAAAGAAAAGAAAAAAAA